AGCGGCAUUUGUCUCGAAGCAUUCUACCGAUUAUCGUCUCGACUUCCGAACGCGCGAAAAAUCGGCGACGCUUCCAAAAAUGCGCCACGUGAAUUGUCUUAUCUAAUAAUUUUGCCACUAUUGUUCGCACGCAUCCUACGAUCUGCGAUUUUUUCUUUUUAUCGCAAACUCUUUUAUCGCUGUAAUCUCUAUUGAAAAAGUGUUUAUCUUUUUCCAGCGCCGUUUUUGUCCAAAAAUAUAUUGUAAUUUAUUUAUUCUUCCGACUUAAAGUUUCUUUGCUUCAACUCGAAGAUUAUUGGAGAAAGUAUUACGAAUUGCGGCGGUGAAUUGUGUCGUGGUGACUUGAAAUGAAAUAUUAGGAUUAGACACAAUUGCAAGAAUGGCAAGACAAUUUAUGUUAUGCUUGGUAGUGACGUUGCUGAUGGUUUUCGCUGUUAUCAGCGUCUCUUGUGAACAGACUAAUCAGGAUGGACAGAAAAUACAGAAUCGUGGUACUGCACGAUAUCAUUUCAAAUUAACAUCAGAAUCGACUGACUUUACAGCACUGACAACCAAAUCGCCCCGCAAUAAAAGUUCUCGUGCAGAAACAGCUUUCAAUUUAGAGAAACAUGAAACACAUUUUAUGAAGGAAAAUUCAUUCAGAUCACGAUCAAGAAUGGCUGAUGGCGCCGCUGUUACAACACGAAUAAAUGCAAAAUAUUUAAAUUCUAAUGUUAAUAAUUUACAAAAUCGUUCAAAGUUGCAUACCUCACAAGUAUUUAAAAAAGAAAUAAUGAAUAGUAGACACGGUGAUAAUAAAGAAAAUACGCCUGAAUCACAAAGGUUGAAACAGCAAACGGCUUCUCCACGAAUAUCUUUAAGCGCAUCUUCUGUUUGGAUAGAUAGUGCGAAAUUGGAUCACGAGGUAUUUACAAAAUCACCUGAUUACUCGAGAUCAAGAACUGGAAGAAAGAUUUAUACAAAUUACAAUGGAAAAGAAUUAAAAAGUCAAAUAAUUCCAUCUAGAAAGUUAGCAAAUGAAAAUAUAGAAAAGGAAAAAAAUCCGAUCGAUAAACUGGAAGAGAAAGAAGUGCAAUUAAAAAAUCCGAGAGUCGAGAAUAUUGCCUUAAUAGCUAACAUAUCCAAAGUGAUAAAUACAAAAAACAUGAACGACUCUAAUAAACGUAAAGAAGAAAGUAUAAAAGAACGAGACGUUCUGCCAUUAGAUUUCGAGAGUGUUUUAAGAGUAAACAUUCCUCUAACAAUUAAAAAUGACGAAAAUGCCAAUCUUCUGACAUCCGCGACAAUCUCAUCUGUCAAGAUGUCUCUGAGACCAGCUUCAAGACUGAUUAAGGAGAAAGUGGAGAGCAACGAUAUCGUGGGCUCGAACACGAAGAAGAGUAAACAGUCCGAUCGAUCGAAAUCCCGCCGCACAUCCAAUGCAAACAAUCUCGAGACAGUGAAUUCCGAAAGCAUCUCCCGACGGAGUUCGCCCAGAUCCGCCGAGAUUGCGAAUAUGGGGAUAAACGGACGAUCUUCUAGUGCUAGACGUAGAUCUAAUGCAAAAAAUGUUAAUUCCAGGAAUCGAUCCGCGCAUAAAUUAAGAGACAUGAACACGACAGAGACAAGAAAUAAUGAUAGAAAAAAAGAUGUGGAUACUAAUUUUGAGACAAAUGUAAAUGAACAGACAAAAACACGACGAAAAUUAUCCAAUAAUGAACGCACAUCUGAAGGAAAACGGAGAUCCAGGAAUAAUCGCAAAUUAAAAGUUACAGAAACCAAAAUAAACCAAGAUAAACAAAAUGCUCGGGCGCAAUCUGGAAAUUGGUCGCGCACAGUUAGCAACCUUGACAUUACCACUAGUAUUCCAAAGGCGACCAUUGCCGAAGCUACGACUAUUUCUUCUUUGAAUAUAAAAAUUGCGACAGUCAGUUCUCUUUCUACGACGAUCAAAUCAUCAACACCCGCACGAGUAUUCUCUUCAACCGAGCAAACUUCUCGGAACAAGGAAAAAAACAGAAAAGAAGACUCUCAAAUAAAGAAACCCAUGAAGGAAGAUUUUUUUAAUCAUGGUUUAGGCUUUCGGGGCCGGAAGAUCUCUAUCGAGGAAUCUUCUACGGCUAUUGCAGAUUUAAGGACUACUACAUUUAAAAGCGAGACGCAAUUACAUGGCAAUCCCGGGUGGACUCUUAGACGCCGACCUAAUUACAUCAAUCACGAUACUCCAUCGACUACCUCUGCAUCAGUUAAUCAAAAUCAGACUAACGAAAUCAUCUUGUCUAAUGAUUUAUCGAAGAGUACCGAAACGCCAUUAAGUAAUGCAAAAGUUUUAAGAAGAGGCACUAAAAGACCAAAAGCGAAAGAUGAGAACAAUACUCUGUCGAGUGUUGCGCCAAAGAAUGUAACGAGAGGUAGAAAAACCUUUAACAAAUCCGAAAACUUCGGUUUACCUAAGAGCAUAGAAUUGGAGGAGAGCGACAAUUAUCCUUUGGCAUUCCGAGAUAGAUUAUCUCAAUUGAAAAAUUCUAACUUGAAAUUUACUGGGGAGAAGAGUACAACAAGGACUAGCUUGCAGGCAACAAAAUCAAGCACGGAAAAUCUGUUCUCCGAAAAAUCUAAGCUGAAAUUGGACUUAGCUAGGAGAUUAAUCAAACCUGAACUAAACGUUGAUGAGAAUAACUUUGACGAAAUGAUUUUCGUCUCUCAUUCUGAUAAAUCACAAGUGAAAGAAAUUUUACCUGUCAACAAAGACAGAAAUGUAGAAAAAACGACGAAGGCAACCAGCAAAUUUAAUGGCGUGCAUGUAUCGCACGAAAGUUCAAUAAUUGCAAAUACGCAGAAAGAGAAAUCGAUUACGAGAGACAGAUGGAAGAUCUUGGAAGAUAGACAAUCCUUGAAAGAUCGAAAUAUCAAAGGUUCGUUCAGAUCAUCCAUGAUUAAAAAGAAUCAGAUACCUACAGAAAAAGCGAUCAUAUCUUCGUCUCUAGAAGGAACAUCAUUGAGCAGUAUUACUAAAUUUAAUAUUAUACCACGCAGAAUUACAAUUUCGCGUCGCGGUACCAUAUCCGUAAAGGAAACAGCCGCCACGACUAUCGAUACGAAAGUUCGAUCUUCAAUGUUGCAGAGUACCUUGGUACCGCGAGAAGAAACAUCAACGUUGGCAAAUACGAUGGAAACUCUAGACAAGAACAAUAUCGUUACAACCAUAGAACCACUAAAGUUAGAUGAAACAUCUAUUGAAAUAAUUAAGUCAGAUAAACAAGAACGCAGUAAUAAUGACAUACAAAAGGAAACUGCUGUGGCAUUGGGCACUACGUCAAUUAUGGACACGUUAAUAGAAUCUAGGAAUAUUUACACUACGGAAUUUGCUCACGAAAUAACACUGUCACCAACAGUUACCACGCCGAGCAGCAUGCAUUCAUCAACAACGGAGUCAAAAAAGCUGUAUCCUGUUUAUAUUCCUGACGCAAAGAAAUAUGACUUGUCGGAAAACAAGAGCAUGAAAUUUGUGAAUGAUGCAAGGAAAAGUAUUUUUCAGCCUCGUUAUACAAAGCAACAGGAACCAGACAAAGUGGCAGUUUCUAUGGUAACAUCGAUGACUGUUGGACCUACCAGCCGAUACAUUAAGAAAAAAUCGGGCGUUUUCACACCAUACGAUGCCGUUCCCAAGCCACUCAACACUGAGGCGACAUUUACGCAGACGAAACAUAGGGAGUUCCGUCCGCGAACGGCAACUUAUAGGAGACAUUCCGAAGUACCAACUAGUCAAUUGAUGAUCCAACAGUCGAGUAAAGCGGAUAAAGAAGCGAUUGCUGAUUUCGUCACCAUAACAUCAAAACCAACUAAGUAUAAUACACAUGUCACAGCAAGAAGUCAUUCUAAUUCUUCCAAGCCGCUCGUUAAUGUGAAAAUCGACACUUUAAAUGAUAACCUGCCGCUGGUAUUUAUUGAGAGCAGCAAUAGCAACAGCAGCGAUUCCAAUAUUUUCAAUCCCACUAAAAGCGCAAUUUUUAGCAAGAACGUUACCACACUGUUGGAGCAAUUACGGAGUACUGUGGCACCGCUCUUGAAUUCUUUAAGUGAAAAAACUCCCAUUUUCUCUGGAGCUUAUUCCAAUGUGAAUAUCGGGAAUUCCGCUCCUAGGAUAACGCCCAACGGUUCUGCACCCAGAUUCAGUGCGAGAUACAAAGGAGCGGAAUUAUUUGUAAGAAAACCGUCUAUUGAGCAAGUUGUAAUACCAUCGAUCACAACAUCAUCGACUACAACUUCGACACUAAUAGAGAAUUCUGACUUGGCGCCGCCCGUUCACAUCAACAGCUCCGGCGAGCCCAGAUUCAUCACUUUUUAUCAGGCAUUAGAGUCAGCUAGCAUAAGAAACGAAAAUCUGAGCGUAAAUGAUGUAUCUCAGCGGCAAAAACUAACUGGCGGGAUAACGAAGGUAGACUCUAACGCUACUGUACCUAAUGGCAUCAAUAAUGAUACUGCUAACAACAAUGAUAUCGCAAGCCCAAAAUCCGCAACUAUCGCGGCUACAUCCUUCCCAGAUAUUUCUACCAUAGAUAUUACCACUGCUGUUCAAUCGGCAAACCUUUCGUUUGCUUCGAGAUUAGCUACGGAGAUUAUCUCUGAUAAUAACUCGAAAAUCAUCUCGACGAUAAUUCCAAUAUCCGCAAAUUCAGAUACAAACGGGCAAACGACAGCACCUAUUAUGAAAUUGUCCAAAAUCAGCGCCUCUGAUAAUACAAUGACAAAUACAUUGGCUAGCGCAAAUAUUUCGAACACCUUAAUGUUACUUAAUGUUACCACGAACGAAAUAGUCACGAUUGACACAUCGACAAACGUUGAUGUAAUUUCGGAUACAUUGCCUUCCAUGAAAUUUACUUCCGAAAAUAUUCGACCUUUUGAAUCGGUGAAUAUAAGCGCUGAAACAAUGAAGUUAAUGACAUCAUCCACUAUUAAACCAGUCACAGAUGUAUUCACACCUGCCUCUAUGAAUCUACAAAUAUCGACUAAUAUAUCGGACACAACAUCUCCAAUCACCGAAAGCGUUAUUGUAACACAAAUAUCAUCUGAAGCAACGACUAUAUCCGUGAUGAAUAAUAUAUCUGAGAAUAUUGAAACGAACACCGUGCAACAGUAUGAUAAAACAACGCCUCAAACGACAAAAAUAAAAGAUGUAACUGAAAAUAUAGAAAUGAAUAUGAUACAACAAUUCGAUGCAACAGUUCCGCCCCAAAUGACGGAAAGUACGAGCACCAUUGAAUCCAUAACGACAGAAGAAAUUUCUAACGACAUAAUUGAGAUUCAAGACUCAACAGUUAGAACAUCUAUUGAAAAGCCUACUACUACGACUAUUUCCUCCAAACUAUUCAACACAAUAUUGGAUUCGUUUAUAAAUACAAAAAAUUUGGAAGAGACGACUACCUUACGGGAAACUAAUUCGAGGAACGUCGGAAUAAUACCUAUUCAAGAUGUCGAUAUCGAGUUAAUAACGACGCAAACAACGACAAAGAGACCAGGACAAAAAAAUAUAGUAGAUUUGGUUACUGCGUUUUCAAUCGCACACAAUCGAUCUAAUGAUCAAAAAAUAAGUGCAUUGAAUAUGCCAAAUUCGAAUACAACUCAGAAUGCAAAAGAUUCAUCAAUAGACGCAGAAAUCAUGACUAGCUCGCGACUUGCCGAUUUUAUUACGAAGAACGAUUCACGGUCGUCUAAUGAUACAUUGCUUACUAAACUAAUGACUAUUGCGAAGACACUCUUCUCGGAAGAAAUAAAUGAAACGCGACAAUCGUUAUUCAUGUCAGAUCAAAUUAAUGAUUUUAAAAUAACUAUUAUUCCAGAUAUAAAUAACUUGACUCAAGCUGAUGGCAUGAUAAAAAACGAUGAUAAAAAUCAACUCAUGCUUUCGAACAAUAUGUCAAAAAAAAUUAAUGCGUCUACCGAACUGUCGACCGUUUUAGAAAAAACUCUCGAACGUAUAAAUAUCAUAACAUCCAGAAAUGAAACAGAAGAAAGAUCUAAUCGCGGCCCUAUUGUAGGAACAGAAAUUUUGUUAAUGGAACUUAACACGCAACCCACUGAUAUCACAAAUUCAAUUGAUGAUACAAUGACAACAACAAUUGCCCAAGGGACGGAGAUCGGCUCACGAAUCAUCCAAUCUGAGCAACCAACUGAAACCACCAUCACUAGCAUUUUUACCACAUCCUCUGAAUUUCCCACGGUCGACACGACUAUCUUAUCCUCAUCAAUUGAACCGAUAACGGACACUGCGACAAUGACAUCGACGAUAACGACAACGACUCUUCAAACGACAUCAACGAAACCAUCGCAAGCCGAUUUAGCUACCACUGCCAGCUUCAUACCCGAGGCAACCACUCCAGUUAUCAAUAUUAACGAAAACCUUAUCUCUACCGAGACGACAAUUAUCGAUACUCAAAACACCAUGGUUGCUUCAAUUGAAUCAGAGGAACUGACGACAACAACGACAAUCACAUCACCCAUGAGUAUGCCGACGGCAACAACUAUAUCACCGACCACACAAAGUAUUACUUCAGAACAAGUAAUAUCACAUCCGCCAUCUUUGGAUAUUAUAAAUAUGGGAUCCUAUCUAAGAUCUUUUGGUGGCAAUCAGGCGACGACACCAGCUUCGAGAUUCAGUUCUUCCAGCAAAACACCAAUUCGCGAUUAUCAGGUUUAUGGUAUUUAUCCCAACAAAACCAUCGUGCGGAAGCGACCGGAGGACAAUCUGAUCGAUGCCAGAAAUAUAAAUAGUCCGUAUGUAAUAUUCGGCAUCUUCCCGGACGGCAGAUUGGUUCGCAAGUUUCCCAACGGAACAAUAAUAUCGGAUUCACCUAGGAAUCCAGUCGAGGUUGUGUUUACGCUUAGCACUACCACUACUACUAACCGACCAGCAUCCAGGCCAUAUUAUAACCAGGUUAACCAAGCGGGCACUUAUAACCAAUAUAAAUCUCCUCUAUACUAUAGUAACUCAAUGUACUAUAGUAAACCCGUGGACAAGCUGACGGGAGACAUCCAGAAUCUCAGCCCUGUUGAUUUUGGAUUUACCGAUAAUGCGAUCAGCGUUCCCUCUGGAGUUGGCCCAAAAUUCGCGACAUCAUUUGGUCCCCCUGCUAGCACUCCGUGCGCAAACAAAAUGAGCGAUAUUUUAUUAAACACCCGAAUGAAUACGCUGCCGAAUGUAGCUUCUAUGUAUGGUAAACUGCAAGGUCCAAUUGGCUCUUCUAUCAUCAAGGAUCAUGAAAGUAGUGAAGCUUCUCGAAUAAAAGUAACAUCUAAUCAACGCAGUUCUGUAUAUAUCGGACAGGAUAAAUUUAUUAAUUAUCAGAUUGACAAUGCACCUGAUAUCAAUUCAAAAGUGGUUGAUGUGAAAAUAAAUUCAGUGGCUACUUCUAUGAAUGAAGGUGUAGCAUCAUCUAUGACAUCGAUCCCAUCUUUUGAAAAUUUGCUGAGUAACCAGUCGGGUGGUGGUAUAGUAACAACACCUUCCGGUUUUCCUUGGAAGGAUCCCCUCGAUCAGAUAUUCGGUAUUGCUACUAAUUCAUCUAUACAAAUAGCAUCCGUGGCAUCGAAUCAAUUGAAUGAAACGACCGGAAAUAAUGGACCGAUUAUGGCACGUCCUAUAAAUCCCUUAGUGGAAGUCUUCACGCCCAUUAUAAGUGGUGUAACUCCAACAAACUUCAACAAUGAAAGUAAACCAACAACCUUAUCAAUUAGUUCCAUUACAACUACUACUCCUAUUACCACCACUAUACCGAUUACAACUACUACUCCUAUUAUCACUACUAUACCAAUACCAACUACCAUAGCAACAACUACUGCGGCUACUACUACAACUACUACUGCAACUACAACAUCUACUACUACGACAGCUGCAACUACAACUACUACUAUUUCGACAACUACUACUCCUACAACGACUACAAUAAAUCAAACAACAAGUAGUACAUCUGCUCCUCGGCGUAUAACAACUACUUCCUCCAUAAAUAUUUCAUCGGAUAUAACAACACAUUCAAAUAUAGUCUCACCUACUGCGACAAUAUCGGCGGACAAUAUACUAAACAAGUUACAGAUGAAUACCAAAGAGAACGUCUUUGGUACAACAUUCGAAGAUUUAACUUUCCUAAAUUCAUUGUUACAGAACAACAACGUUAAAACUACAUCGAAAACACUAAAUGAUAUAGAGCAAAUGUUAGCAAACAGGAUUUUAGCAUUGGCUAAACCUGGAUUGACACGAUCGCCAAAAUCGAUAAAAACCGUAAGCUCAAAUAGUGUUCUUAAUGCAAUUAAAGAUUUUCCAUCAUCUGAGUCAUCUUCCGAGCCAAUAAUAAUUGAUUUAUUGCCGUCUUUGUCAACGCCAUCACCAAGCAUUAGCGCAUCAACUACAAAGAAAUAUACAGAAGCAGAAACGUCCAUGUUGGUACAACCUAACACCGUGCCACUUACUACUAAGGCACCAGUUGUUAUUACUGCUAAAUCUAAAACGACAAUACAACCCAAAACUACUACUCAAGCACCCGUAGGAUUUGGUGUAAAUUUAUGGCGGGCGUUAUUUGGGAGUAAUCGCUUUGAAGCGUCCACAAUAGCGAGUACUAAAAAGAAUCCGAAGUCCGUGACUCCAAGAUCAGUUCAAGCCACUCAAAAGUCCAUUGCGAUUACUCCGAAACCAGUACAGAUUAUAAAAUCAACUACGCCUACAAGUCAUAUAAUGUCUGCUAUUAGGUCACAUUCAACGCCGAGAACCGUCGAUAUCUCAGACAUCCAAGUGAUUUCGACUAAAUUGCAUGCAGAUAAUGUUGAUUCCGUCUCUGCUUCAACACUAAGUCCUAUUUCAACACAACGAACACUUUUAAAUAAUCCAAAUCCUAGAUUGAACGAUGUUUCUACAUCUACAUAUUCAUCCAAAGACGAUGCGAAAUUCUUGGCUGCGCUCUUGCGAUCCAUACAAACAGGAUCAAAAACGAGCACUUCCACAACGACAUCUAAAAUAAUUGAGGAUGACGAAGCUUUCUUGAGAGCAAUUUUAAAUAAUCAAGCUAAUAUUUCUACUGUGAUACCAUCGUCCACCGAAUUGAAUCCUGCUGCUUUGCUGGCAUUACUUUUAAAGCAACAAGGCAUAGAACCAUCGACACCAGCAAUAAAAUUCAAAGAACAAUUGCAAUUAGCUAAUCUGGACUUAACUACUAGUCGAUCAAUGACAACGACUACAAAUAGACCGGCCUUCAGUUCGAGCACUCAAUCUGCAGUUAGCAUGAGAAGAACAACUACACCAAGACGAAGUACACCAAGACAAUCUUCGAAAUCAUCAGAACGAAUUCCAUGGUCUCCUAGUUCAACAUAUCCACCUCCUCUCUUCGGAGAAAAUUCGGGUAGUGGAUUGAUCACUGCUACUAGAGCCAUCGGUCAAUUCCUUGGCGCUGCCAUUACGGGUGCAGCUCAACAAUUACAAUCUUUUCUAAGAAAUGGCACCAGAAGCAUACCUGGAUAAUAUUAGAAAAAAGAAGAUAAAUAUAUAUUCAUUUCCGUUUGAGAACAAAAAUAUCAGAAUUGAUAUUAUAUUAGUUAAUUAAAUAGGAUCUUAGACAACACCACGUCCAAAAUCGGGGCAUAAAAUGUCUUAACCCUUUCGCUACAAGCGUCCUCCGAGAAAUUCACGAUGAAUGAGACGCCGCCAAAAAUGUAUAUACUGCGCGCGGACAGUCGUCAGCGGUUGGGUUUACGUCUUAUUCCUAUAAAAGUUGCUUUGAUGAUGCUUUUUGAAAGAAAAAGAAAUUUUUUUAAAAGAUGAUUUAUAAUUUUAGUCGCCUGUCGUAUGUAUGUGGCAUCUUAUGGAGAGCGACUAUAUAGUCGCCCGUCCAGCGAAAGGGUUAAAUUUAUAUUUUAAAGGGUUAUAUUUUAAAAAUGUCUUAAAAACGUCUUAUGAUAUGAUGGCUAAAAGACAUCUUAUGAUGUUUUUAGGAUGUCUUAAUGACACAUUUUUAAGAUGUCUUAUGUUCCGAUUGUGAAUAUGGUGUUGUCUGGAAUUAUGAUUACCAUUGAAAAGGCAUAUAAUAACAACAUAAAAAUCGAUGAUAGAAAAGAUUAAUCAAAACGACAACAACUAACCCAGUAAACACCGUUAUAUUAAUGUAAUAUAAAAUUAUGUAAUAUAUUAUAUAAAUACGACACAAUUGAAUAUUAUAGAUAAUAUUACAUAAAUAUUACCUUUAAGCUACUGAUUGAUUGUAACUUUCUAUUCAUAAAUGUAACAUAUAAUAUAAUACAAUAUCAUUGUCGUAUCGUAAUUAUAUUCUACAUAGUAUAUACUAACGAUUGAUGAAACGUAAUUAAAUAAAUAAUAAAAUACAUAAAUUAUAUUUAUUUAUGAUAAAAACUUAAGAUUUAAUUUGGAUCUCUUAUGUUUGUCUUACGUUAGCCGUCCUUUGUAGGCUAUAUAUAUUUGUAACGGAAACUUGAACAUGAGAUAAUUUUACCUGUUUUCGUCGCAUAACGACGAGUAAAGAAACAAUAUUGCAAUAAUAUUUUAAUACAAUAUCGUUAUGUAAUGUUGUAAAAUAAUACAUAUGAAAUAUUGCAGUUUUAUAUAUAGAUAAUUUACAUUAUAUUCAAAAAAUUAGAAAGAACAUAAAAAGCAAUUAGUCCACAAACAUAUAAUUUUGUUACAUUAUUUGUUACAUUAUUUGCUAAGUUAUAUUACUGCAACAAACAGUGUUUACUGGGAAGCUUUUUCAACUAUUGUAUUAUAAAUGAGUUACUAAGUUACAAUGAAUACAAAUAAAUUCUUUUUUUUUUAAAAAAAAAACAUAGUUUUCUUAGAAUAAACAAACUGCAGUAUGUAUUCAAACUUAUAUCAAAUAUUUAGAAUUUCUAAUAUGGAUUUUCUCUAAUGAUAUUCGAGUAAUUUUAAAUCGAAUGAUAUAAUUGAAACAGCUAAAAUGUCAAUAUCUUGAUCGAACAUUUCCUACUAAUACCCAAUUUAAAAAAUAAUUUAAUAUUAUAUUAAUUUUUAUAUAUUAAUAUUCUAUAAUAAUUAAUAUUAUAAUAUUUAUUAAUAUUAUAAUACUUUAUUUGUCGUUGUUAAUUAUUACUCGAAUUUGAAAAAUAGCACUCAAACACUCUUAAAAUUUUGAGAAAAGAAUUAAUUAAAAAUUGUCUCAAAUUCAAUGUCCCAAUCUCAAUCUCAUUUUUUAAAUUUUUGUGUAACUAUAUUUUGUAUAAGAAUUUUUAUAUAAAGAACACUUAUGUACAAAAAUAAUAUAAUACACGAAAAAAAUUUCUUUUUAUAAUACCACAGUUUAAAUACUAAAAGAAUACAGCAUAAAUACUUUAUAUGCACAAAUAUAAACUCGAAGAUUUAUAAAACUAAUUUUUCCUUAAAAUCUCCGUACAAUUUUACAAUAAAUCAUGAAAAUUUUACAAAAAUAUUUUUUUUCAAACUUUUAUUGUUGGCAGUGAUAAUUUACAACGAUAAUAUUGAAUGUAUAUUAUUUUUAAACGGUUUUUAAACAUUUCCAGAAUAAAUCCAUUGAUUUUUUUGGACAUGAGCUUAUGGAGAUGUUUAUAACAGUCGUUAAAUAUAAUUAAGAUAAUAUCAGCGCAAUGUAUUUAAUUUUGUUGAUUCUACUAUCCAUACGUCUUCUUUAUACAUUUUUUCUUUAUUUAUACUUUUUUUGUAAUAAAGUAAAAUUGUAUGCGUGUGCUCUGAUUUUUUAUUAUUUGAAUACUACGUACAAAUAACUCUACCUAGAAAACACACAGUUAUGUUGAUGUAAUAUUCCUAUUAUGAAAGUAAAUGUUAUAAGUAAUAUUACCAGUUUGCUACAUGUAACUUAUUUUACAUGUAGCUUGCAAUUUUCUAUUUAUGCAUAUCAUAUUAUGUUACAUAUAUGUUAUGUUACAAUUAUAUAGUUUAUUUGUGUUAGAAUAUUCAAGUGAUUAUAAUAAAUUGUGUGAAAGAAUUACGCCAAGAUUAGGUUUGCAGCGAUUUUUGCAAUUAACGCGAUAAUCAAUAUCUUUAACAAUUUAUAACGUAAAAAUUGUCUGAAUAAGUUAUAUUACACACCCAAGCAAAAUAGAAAAUUACAAUAAUAUCAAAAUGAUUUUUAAUAGUCAUUAUAAUGUCAUUUUGAUAUCAUUGUAAUGUUAAUAUUGUGAUUUAAUGUCAUUUGAUAUUGUGAUUUUCUGUUCUGCUUGGUAUAUAAUUAGUUAUUGAGAUAGUUCGUAAUUAAAUAAAAAAAAUUAAUAAAUUA
Molecule: messenger RNA, 12245 nt
Organism: Cataglyphis hispanica
Lineage: Eukaryota; Metazoa; Arthropoda; Insecta; Hymenoptera; Formicidae
Exons: 19
Coding region: 380-9484 (3034 amino acids)
Source: RefSeq, a predicted model, not a curated record